This is a messenger RNA of Vitrella brassicaformis, 774 nucleotides long. Lineage: Eukaryota; Vitrellaceae. The record is from the annotation of a GenBank genome assembly.
AUGAGGAUGAGUCAAGAGGGUGAGUGAGCGACCAAGGGGGAAGAGCAGACGAGCGGCAUUGCCCCUCACACACCGCUGUGUGUUGUCUGCGCAUGUGUGUGUCAAAUGCAGGUAGGCUGCGUGUGACGCCUGACGGCUUGGUGCCCCUCAAAGACCUCAACGAGCUGUCGCUCAGAGAACAGUCGCUCAGAGAACAGUCACCGUCGCCGUCGUCGGAGGAGCUCGUGCCUUCCAUCAAUCUCGUUAGCAUCGAUCCCGCUUACUUCAUUGGUGACAAGGAUCUCAGCGAAGUGGUCAGCGACAUCAUGCGGUGGUACAAGGAUUCCGACAGCUCUCUUGGGUCAUCAGAUCGGAUUCCACUCAUGUCGUAAGCACUCAAAAGUGCCAAAACACACACACACACACACACAUGCACACACGCCUCUUCUCUCUCCUGUUGCAAUGCUGCAUGUGCUUGCAGUCUUACCCGCCACCCCCGCGGAGGCAAGACCCGGUUUCUGAAGGAGAUUGGGCGCCGGCUCCGCGACAAGGAGAAAGUGCCCUCCAUCAGAAUCACUUUCAACGAUCGGACUUCGUACCAGAGAGUGGAGAAGACCCUAUCGCUGGAACAGCGGCUGCUCAAGCGAAUCGGCUGGUCGGUGGCCACCGAUGAGACGCGCCGUCUUGUGGGCAACGACUUCGAGCGAUGGAUGGAGACGGUGGACGUGCCGGACAAGACGAUAAAGGAGUGGCUGGGUGACGGCGGCUGUGUGCUCCUCAUCGAUGAGAUGAACA